Bradysia coprophila is the source of this 669-nucleotide messenger RNA. RefSeq lists its product as uncharacterized. NCBI's taxonomy places the organism in Eukaryota, Metazoa, Arthropoda, Insecta, Diptera, Sciaridae. The record is from RefSeq and is a predicted model, not a curated record.
AUGCGCAUCCUGACUUUUGGCCAGAAAUUUCUGAACAAUUUUCCCGAAAUUCUGGACGAGCUGAAAACUUACAAUCGAGGCAGUUCAACACCAGUCCGAAAUGCGUCACCUGUGUCUACGACACUAGAAGUACCAACUAGAACACGAAGCCGAUCAGAGUCGAAUGGAAUGGACACAUUGCAAGUACCAAUCUUGGUGUCAGGGCUAUCGAAGUCUUUGACUGAUUUACAAGAUACGAACCAGAAAGUGCUGGAAGAAAAUCAAUGGAUGAAAGACGAGAUUGAAACGUUGAAAUGUCAAGCAAAAGCAGAUGAGGAAAUUACCAAUAUUCAACAGCGCGAGGUGUCAGGGCUGUCGAAGUCUUUGACUGAUCUUCAAAUCGUGAACCAGAACCUGCUGGAAGAUAAUCAAAGGAUGAAAGACGAGAUUGAAACGUUGAAAUGUCAAGCAAAAGCAGAUGAGGAAAUUACCAAUAUUCAACAGCGCGAGGUGUCAGGGCUGUCGAAGUCUUUGACUGAUCUUCAAAUCGUGAACCAGAACCUGCUGGAAGAUAAUCAAAGGAUGAAAGACGAGAUUGCAACUUUGAAAGGUCAAGCAAAGGUAAGCCAGGAUGCUUCUACGAAGAUAAAUAAUCAACAGCGUGAGGUAAAGCAUUGGAUUACAGCGUAG